AUGAUGACUUUUUAUAGUUGCUGUUUGAUUCUCUUGGCAUUUACCUGGAACACCUCUGCCUACGGACCAAACCAAAGGGCGCAGAAGAAGGGAGACAUUAUUCUUGGGGGACUGUUCCCCAUUCAUUUUGGAGUGGCUGCCAAAGACCAGGAUUUAAAAUCUAGGCCAGAAUCAGUGGAGUGUAUAAGGUAUAAUUUCCGAGGUUUCCGGUGGUUGCAGGCUAUGAUCUUUGCCAUAGAGGAAAUAAACAGUAGCCCAACCCUCCUUCCCAACAUGACCUUGGGAUACAGGAUAUUUGAUACCUGCAACACUGUCUCCAAAGCCCUGGAGGCCACACUGAGUUUUGUGGCCCAGAACAAGAUAGACUCCCUGAACCUGGAUGAGUUCUGCAACUGCUCAGACCACAUCCCUUCUACCAUUGCAGUAGUGGGGGCAACCGGCUCUGGGAUCUCCACCGCAGUGGCCAAUCUGCUGGGACUCUUUUACAUACCUCAGGUCAGUUAUGCCUCAUCCAGCCGACUUUUGAGCAACAAAAACCAAUUCAAGUCUUUCCUCCGCACGAUCCCUAAUGAUGAGCACCAGGCCACUGCAAUGGCAGAUAUCAUUGAGUACUUCCGGUGGAACUGGGUGGGAACAAUUGCAGCUGAUGAUGACUAUGGUCGGCCAGGGAUUGAGAAGUUCCGGGAGGAGGCAGAGGAAAGGGACAUCUGCAUUGAUUUCAGUGAGCUCAUUUCCCAGUACUCAGUGGAGGAGGAGAUCCAGCAUGUGGUGGAGGUCAUCCAUAACUCCUCUGCUAAAGUGAUUGUUGUCUUCUCCAGUGGACCGGACCUGGAACCCCUCAUCAAGGAGAUAGUCAGGCGUAACAUAACUGGCAAGAUCUGGCUGGCAAGUGAGGCUUGGGCCAGCUCUUCCCUGAUAGCCAUGCCAGAGUUCUUCCAUGUCAUUGGAGGUACCAUUGGGUUUGCACUGAAGGCAGGGCAGAUCCCGGGCUUUCGUGAGUUUCUACAGAAAGUGCAUCCCAAGAAAUCUACCAACAAUGGCUUUGCCAAGGAGUUUUGGGAGGAGACCUUUAACUGCUACCUCCCGGAAGGGUCCAAUAAGAAUCACCCAGCUUCAGCCUCUUUCCACAAGGGCCACGAAGAAGGAAGUGGAGUUGGAAAUAGCACAGCUGCCUUCCGACCCCCAUGCACAGGGGAGGAGAACAUCACCAAUGUAGAGACGCCAUACAUGGACUAUACACACCUGCGGAUAUCUUAUAAUGUGUACUUGGCAGUGUACUCCAUUGCUCAUGCUUUGCAGGAUAUAUACACAUGUACCCCCGGAAAAGGCCUCUUCACCAAUGGAUCAUGUGCAGACAUUAAGAAGGUUGAGGCAUGGCAGGUACUGAAGCAUCUGCGUCAUUUAAAUUUCACCAGUAACAUGGGGGAGCAAGUGGAUUUUGAUGAGUCUGGGGACCUAAUAGGGAAUUACUCGAUAAUCAAUUGGCACCUGUCACCAGAAGAUGGCUCCAUCAUGUUUGAGGAGGUCGGACAUUACAAUGUUUAUGCCAAGAAGGGAGAGAGGCUCUUUAUCAAUGAAAACAAAAUCCUGUGGAGUGGAUUCUCCAGGGAGAUGCCAGUCUCUAACUGCAGCACGGAUUGCCUCCCAGGUACCAGAAAAGGUAUCAUCGAGGGAGAGCCCACCUGUUGCUUUCAAUGCGUGAAAUGCUCUGACGGGGAAUACAGUGAUGAAACAGAUGCGAGUACUUGUAAGAAGUGCACCAAGGAUUUCUGGUCCAACGAAAACCACACAUCCUGCAUCCCCAAGCAGAUAGAGUUCCUGUCCUGGACAGAGCCCUUUGGAAUAGCUCUUACUCUCUUUGCUGUGCUGGGAAUUUUCCUGACCUCUUUUGUUCUGGGGGUCUUCACCAAAUUCCGCAAUACACCCAUUGUCAAGGCCACAAACCGCGAGUUGUCCUACCUCCUCCUGUUCUCCCUGCUGUGCUGUUUCUCCAGCUCACUAUUCUUCAUUGGCCAGCCUCAGGAUUGGACUUGCCGUUUGCGGCAGCCAGCCUUUGGUAUCAGCUUUGUCCUCUGCAUCUCCUGCAUCCUGGUAAAGACCAAUCGCGUCCUGCUGGUUUUUGAAGCCAAGAUCCCUACAAGCCUCCAUCGCAAAUGGUGGGGCCUCAACCUGCAGUUCCUUCUGGUCUUCUUGUGUACUUUUGUGCAGAUCAUCAUCUGUGUGAUCUGGCUCUACACAGCUCCCCCUUCCAGCUACCGGAACCAUGAGUUGGAGGAUGAGAUCAUCUUCCUCACCUGCCAUGAGGGCUCCCUGAUGGCUCUGGGCUUCCUGAUUGGUUACACCUGCCUCCUGGCUGCCAUCUGCUUCUUCUUCGCUUUCAAAUCUCGGAAGCUGCCAGAGAACUUCAACGAGGCCAAGUUCAUCACCUUCAGCAUGCUGAUCUUCUUCAUUGUCUGGAUCUCCUUCAUACCUGCCUAUGCCAGUACCUAUGGCAAGUUUGUCUCAGCAGUGGAGGUGAUUGCCAUCCUGGCUGCCAGCUUUGGGCAGUUGGCCUGCAUCUUCUUCAACAAAGUCUACAUCAUCCUCUUUAAGCCUUCCCGCAACACCAUCGAGGAAGUGCGCUGCAGUACAGCUGCACAUGCCUUCAAAGUAGCAGCCAGGGCCACACUGAGACGUAGCAACGUGUCACGCAAGAGGUCUAACAGUUUAGGUGGUUCCACGGGCUCUACCCCAUCAUCCUCCAUGAGUAGCAAGAGCAACCAUGAAGACCCCUGUCCUCUGCCUACCUCCACAGAGCGGCAGCAGCAGAAGCGUGGAUGCAAGCAAAAAGUCAGCUUUGGCAGUGGGACUGUCACCCUGUCAUUGAGCUUUGAGGAGCCCCAGAAGAACUCUGUGGCCAACAAGAAUGCCAAGCACAGGAACUCCCUAGAAGUCCAAAACAGUGAUGACAGCCUGAUGCGGCACAAGGCCCUGCUUCCCCUACAGAACAGUGAACCCCUAGGUGUAGAGCCUGGCUUCCAGGCACCUUCAAGACAAGAGUCAAGCUUACAGGAGUCAGGAGUGGGAGAAACCAAACAAGAGGUGCAAAUCCCAGAAGAGCCUCCUCUGCCGUCAGCAAAUUCCCAGAAUUUUAUAGGUAGUGGAGGUGGCUCCAUCAUAGAGAACACAAUACAUUUUUAA
Emys orbicularis (European pond turtle) is the source of this 3180-nucleotide messenger RNA. RefSeq names its product calcium sensing receptor (gene CASR). The record is from RefSeq and is a predicted model, not a curated record. Bases 1 to 3180 code for a protein of 1059 amino acids. Gene Ontology annotation, cellular component: plasma membrane. Lineage: Eukaryota; Metazoa; Chordata; Testudines; Emydidae. The transcript is spliced from 6 exons. Gene Ontology annotation, biological process: intracellular calcium ion homeostasis; detection of calcium ion; G protein-coupled receptor signaling pathway. Gene Ontology annotation, molecular function: calcium ion binding; G protein-coupled receptor activity.